Messenger RNA from Phytophthora sojae, 1539 nucleotides. RefSeq lists its product as hypothetical. The annotation marks the transcript as partial. The transcript has a single exon. NCBI's taxonomy places the organism in Eukaryota, Oomycota, Peronosporomycetes, Peronosporales, Peronosporaceae. The record is from RefSeq and is a predicted model, not a curated record.
CAUACCGAGGUGUUCCUGGGUUUGGUCGCAGAAUUCUGUGCAGCGUCGGGUAUGCGGCUUAAUACGGACAAGACAGUGGUUCUACCAUUUCGCCCGUGGACUGAGACGACUGAAGCACUUCGGCAGUCGCUGGUUGAUCUCGGUAUUAUUGUGGUUGGCAACGAGGGCCAGACAAAAUUCCUGGGUAUAUACUACGGCCCCAACCUCUCGGACGCGGACCGCCUCCAGCAUUUGUUGACCGAGAUGCAGACACGGUGCUCGCUUUGGGUUAAUCGGGCGCGCACGUUGCGAGGGCAAGCAGUCAUUUUGCAGCAGAUUAUUCUCCCGGUUCUGUGGUACUCGGCCAGUGUCUGCCAUGUCCCCCCAACUGGAUUUCAAGACCGGUUACACUCCCUUAUUGCAAGGUUUGUGUGCCGGGACAAGUCUUCCAACGCGCUGCCCCAGGCUUGGUGGUUUUUACCCCCCGGUCAAGGCGGGCUCGGCAUCACCCCGGUGGCCGAUAUGAUUCGAAGCCUGCAGCUGCAUAUGCUCUGCAAAGUCAUUAUCGCCACCCGGCAAACCCUGGGUCGGGAUGUCCCGUCUUGGGUUGAGCCAAUUAUUCGACUGUUCGACCAAGCGGUUCAACCUUGGGGGCGCGACUUCGAUAUUCUGUACGCCCCCGUCAAUACCAGUCCGGACUACGUGGUGGCUCGGCGUCUGACCCGGUGGACUGGCCUGGGGGCCUACUGGCACUUUGUGCUGUUCUGCUGGAAUACCCAAUUUCGACCCAAGACCGCGCGUCUCCAGCUCAAGGCGGAUAAGCGGACAACCCCGCUGAUGGAUAAUGUGGACAUCACCUACGGACCCAAGGGCAGGACGCUGGUUGGAACCUCUGCCCCGCUUGGCAUGUUACCCAUUUUGGCGAACCACAGCCUUUAUCGUCCGGUCGACUUUAUGCUGGCGUGCGAGACUCCAGUGACUGCGGCGAGCCUGUCUGAGCUUUUACGCCAGAUCGUUCAAGGCCGGAUCUCCAGUGUUCGCUCCUGUACGAAUUUCCUCGACAAGGUGGGCCGGUUCUUCGUGGAGGCGCCUAUCGGACCCCAAGUGGCCCAGUACUACUGCGCUUUCCAUACUUGGGUUUUCGACGCGUACGAUCUGGAGGAACUCACCGUGGCUCGGAUUCGUACGGGCUUACUCAAGUGUGAGGUUCCAGCUUUACCGCUUGAUCGCCUUGGAGUAGAAGGGAGCCCGCCAGACGCUAUGUGGAGUCGCGAUCUCAAGUUGGGCAAGCAUCUACUGCCUGUCUACGCGGAUCUACUCUACCGGCUGCAGCAUAAUGCUCUCUUUCUGGGAUACCGCUUUCAGCAUCGCACUGACUCACAGACCCAGUGCCAUCAUGGGUGCGGCGCGCUGGAGACGGCCCCGCAUUUAUUUUGGUUCUGCUCUGCGGCUAUUGAAGUUUGGGACCCCUGGCUGCCGGCCUUCCAAGUCUUUUUCGACUCCAAGCUGGAAUGGGAAAACAUCUUGCUCUUUAAGGUGGAACCCAAGCCUGAAGCCAAG